Ustilago hordei is the source of this 669-nucleotide messenger RNA. RefSeq lists its product as uncharacterized. The coding region runs from base 1 to 669 and encodes 222 amino acids. Lineage: Eukaryota; Fungi; Basidiomycota; Ustilaginomycetes; Ustilaginales; Ustilaginaceae. The record is from RefSeq and is a predicted model, not a curated record. The transcript has 3 exons.
AUGCGCUGCACACUCGCACUGGCCGAGUGCAUGUGGAGAGGCUUGACCGUUUGUGCUUGUACAGUUUCAGACCCCGUACUUGCGCCAAGCUUCACUUUGUCCGACGGCAGCAAGCUUGUAUUGGCUCGAACGGCUCGAGGGCCAUACUUUGCAGUCCGCUCCGUACUUGUUUAUCAAAGCGAAAUGAAGCCCGAGGAUUCGGGGCUGACGACACUAAUUUGCGCCUCGACACUUGAUCCCACACAACCUCGUUGGUUAGCGUUAUGGAGGUCGAUGCAUGUCGACGCGCUUCAGACAGCACCUGGCCUCUUGGCACCGACAGUGGCGAAUGCAGUACAUUUCCAAGCAGCGGGGUACUCUGGCAAGGCAGUUUGCGUUGCCGAACGUACUCCUAAGCCUCGACACUCGAGCUCCUCCUUUGCCGUCCUGCUCCCGGGCGCCGGGCUUGUCUACCGGAAGCGAUAUGCAAUCAAUGCACUUCGAGGCAACCCGAGCGCAGCUAGAGAAAUGAUAUUGUUUCGAGGCCUUGCCGUGCUACUUUCAGUACUUUCGGCUCCGGCUCCUUGCACUUCUGCCGUUACACAAGAGGAUGGCAUGGCAGCUGGGUUCUUCGGCAGUGUCAGAGCGGUUUCACGUCCGACUCGGCUAGCAUUGGAGCUCGAACUGUGA